AUGCGUGAAGUGGGAAUUGUAUUUGAAUGUUUUAACUGUGGGACCUAUUUUGUCAACACUGUCAAGUUGAUAGAUCUUGCUGAUAAUAGAGGAAAGAAAGGAAAGGAUAUCUUGACUGAAACGUACAUAUCUGUACAGAAAUAUUACGAGCAAUUCAACAACAGAUAUCAAUUAUGUAUUUGUCCAACAUGUAAUGAGCUGAUAUAUAAUGUAAAAUAUCAAGACAUGCUCGUGUCCGUGGAUCAUCCUUGCAUUUUGAGUCUUUGUAGAGCUUUUAAAUUUCUCCAGGAAGAAGAGCAGCCUCCGUUAAGCACCAUGCAGAAAAGUUACUCGAACAUUGGAAGCAGCACUGACAACAGUGGUGACGCUUUUCUGGCAACGACAUCUCAAUCGAACUCUCAACCAAAUGAUUUAAUUGAAUUAUUCGAACAAACAUCAAUCCAAGGCAAUGAUUACACGAAAAAAGAAGAAAAAUCAAAGAAGCAGCAUUCCAAAAAGAAAGAACAAGUUGAGGAUGAAUCUUUGCUUAAUUAUGAUCCUGAUGUAGGCGUACCGCUCUUCAUGGAUGUAAGCACAGGUCAAACCAACAAGCAAAAGUGGGAAUUAGUGUUUGGAGUUGGCCCUCAAAGACUUGAGCUUGAUUCUUCUCGUUCUGGAAGGUUGUACAUGCCUUCUUUGAAAUCCCUUCAUUUACCUCACAUCACUACUCAGUUAUUCAAAAUGAAAGAAGAACAAUCACCAAAACAGCUCGAAGAAAUUUGUAACAAGAUUUCUAAACUUUGUUUGUUGCCAGAGCCACAACUUGGUGAGGUCAUUGAUCAAAUACUCAUUCCUAAUAUUCCACUUUUCGAUAAUUAUGACAAAGUUUCAAAAUUGCUCGACCAUCACUUGGAAGAAAUUGAUCAUCGUAUUGAAUUGGAGCAACAAGAAGAAGCAUUGCAACUUAAGGCUUACUCUAAGAAAUCAUUGAAAGAUGUUUUGGACACAAAGAAGUGA
Molecule: messenger RNA, 996 nt
Organism: Naegleria lovaniensis
Lineage: Eukaryota; Heterolobosea; Eutetramitea; Acrasida; Naegleriidae
Exons: 2
Coding region: 1-996 (331 amino acids)
Source: RefSeq, a predicted model, not a curated record